UAUUACUUUAGCCUGCAUUUAGAGCAGUCAAGUUUCUGCAGAGAUAGAGGAUCUGUUUGCAGCCUUCUAGUUCUAGACUGUCAGUCAGAGAUGGGUGUUUCAGACUUUGUGGGAGAGAAGCUGGGCCUCUCUGAGCCUAGUGCAAGGUUCCUGGUGGCUCUGUAUGCUGCGUAUCCUGUAUCCAUUGUGUAUCGGCUACUGCUAGCUCAACAACAUCCAAGAAUCAAGAAUGUUUAUCUCAGCCUCUCAGGAAUGGCCAUUGCAUACUACAUUCUAGGUACCAAUGUUUGGCACUCUGCUGCUGAUGUGUUAGCUGUGUACCUCCUACUGUCUGUGUGUGGAGGGACACUAGUCUCUGUGGUGCUAACAUGGAUACUAGUGAUGGGUCACAUGAUGUGCGGCUAUGUCGUCGCGGCGAUGUCGGGUGAGAUACACCAGAUCUCCUGGAGGAUACCUCACUGUGUGUUGGUGCUCAAACUAAUCGGUCUGUCCUAUAACCUCUAUGAUGCAAGAAAGAAGGAGUCGGAGCUGAGUGUGGACAUGAAGAACACGGCUGUAGCAGAGGCCCCUUCCCUAAUAGAGCUGGCUGGCUUCAGCUACUUCCAUGGCUCAGUAUUGGCCGGCCCUCAGCUCUCAUUUCGGAGGUACAGAGAUUUUGUGAAUGGUGAUCUCUUCGACUGGAACAAGACUCCUAGUAGUGUUCCCGCUGGUGUGCAGAGGUUGUUGGUGGGUGUGGCUUUGUCCGCUCUCUACUCUCUCCUCAACCAAUGGUUCCCCCUCUCCACCGUCAUCAGCGAUCAGUUCAAUGAUCAUGUGUUCCCCAUGAGAGUGCUACUGAUGGUUGCGUGUGGGAAGGUGGCUCUGUGGAGAUACAUCACUGUCUGGCUCAUCGCUGAGGGCUCGUGUAUACUCACCGGUAUAUCGUACAAUGGUGUGGACAAAUCUGGUUCUGUGGACUGGUACGGCCUCUCCAAUAUUCACCUGCUCAAAGCAGAAACCUCCAUCACACUACAAGGAAUCGUUGAGUCGUUUAAUAUCAACACCAACAAAUGGAUUGCACUGUACGUCUUCAAGCGACUCAGGUUUCUGGGAAGCAAGACUCUCUCUCUUCUCAUCUCCCUCACCUUUGUCUCCCUGUGGCAUGGCGUAUGGCCGGGCUAUGCUCUGUGCUUCUCACUGGAGUUCAUGCUGCUGUUUGCUGAGAGGAGUUUCAUCAGCUUCAUGAAAAGGUUGCUCGGUGGUACACUGUCAGAGUUCAGCCUGCCCCUCAGAGCUCUCCUCACACUGGCAGCCUUUAUCCUCAGGAAUAUCGUCCUCUUCUACCCUCUCAUGCUCUUUAUGCUCCUCUCCUGGGACCUGUGCUUCAAGUUUAUGAGCUCUGUGUAUUUCAUGGACCACAUCAUCGUGAUUGUUUGGUGCUUCCUCUUCUACACCGUCCUAGCCAACGUCAUCAGAAAGCCAAAACCAAAGAAAGAUGAAUAAUAAGAAUAAAGUAAUAUUGAAUACUCGAUCGUGACUAUUUUUCGUGCACCAAUAUUUAUAUAUUGUUUUGCUUUCGUAUGGCUUCUAACAUAAUUAUGUUCGUUGUUAUGGUUACCUACCUACAUGUUUCUUGUCUGCAGCAUGCUUUCAAUACUAUCAUUUUUCGUGGCAAAUUGAAUCAAUUAAAUAAUAAUUUGUGAGUUGAUUGA
This is a messenger RNA of Halichondria panicea, 1691 nucleotides long. Its product is annotated as lysophospholipid acyltransferase 5-like. Gene Ontology annotation, molecular function: 1-acylglycerophosphocholine O-acyltransferase activity; lysophospholipid acyltransferase activity. Lineage: Eukaryota; Metazoa; Porifera; Demospongiae; Suberitida; Halichondriidae. Gene Ontology annotation, biological process: lipid modification; phosphatidylcholine biosynthetic process. The coding region runs from base 91 to 1482 and encodes 463 amino acids. The record is from RefSeq and is a predicted model, not a curated record. Gene Ontology annotation, cellular component: membrane. The transcript has 16 exons.